Molecule: messenger RNA, 1609 nt
Organism: Dromaius novaehollandiae (emu)
Lineage: Eukaryota; Metazoa; Chordata; Aves; Casuariiformes; Dromaiidae
Product: serotriflin-like
Exons: 8
Coding region: 81-806 (241 amino acids)
Cellular component (GO): extracellular region
Source: RefSeq, a predicted model, not a curated record
UCCAGUGAGGAACCUCGGUCACUUCCACAACUGCCUGAGAGGCACGGAAGAAACCUCCGAUCUUCCUGGAAUCAAAAGAGAUGAUUCUGCCAGCAGUGUUCCUGUGUCUCACAGCUGUGCUGCCUCAGUCCACUGCAGAGGAACAUGCAAGUUUUGAUGUUCUGUCAGCUAGCAAAGCAGAUCAACAAAAGCUGGUUGUUGACAAGCACAAUGCCCUCAGGAGAGGAGUAAACCCGUCUGCCAGCAACAUGUUGAAGAUGAAAUGGAGUCCUGAAGUUGCAAAGAAUGCCGAAGCUUGGGCAAAUAAAUGUACUUUGAGCCACAGUCCUACAGCAUUGAGGAAAAUCAAUGUAACCUGCGGUGAAAAUCUCUUCAUGUCAACUGCCCCUUCCUCAUGGCCAGAUGUUGUUCAGAAGUGGUAUGAUGAGGUGAAAAAUUUCAAAUAUGGCACUGGAGCAACAAGCGCAGGUGCUGUGGUUGGCCAUUAUACUCAGGUGGUUUGGUACAGGUCUAAUAAAGUUGGAUGUGCAGUUGCUCAUUGUCCUGAGGCUAAUUUUCAAUACUUUUAUGUCUGCCAGUACUGCCCUGCGGGGAAUAACAUAGCUUCACUUGGGAAACCCUACAAAGAGGGAAAACCUUGUGGUGAUUGCCCUAAAGAUUGUGACAAUGGACUAUGCACCAACCCUUGCGAGUAUGUGGAUGUCUAUGAAAACUGUCCUGCCUUGGCAAAGUCUUUUGGAUGUACCUUUAACUUAGUUGCGCUGAACUGCCCUGCUACCUGCCAAUGCAAAACUGAAAUAAAGUAACAGGCUCGGACUCUUCCCUGCCUGGGUAUCCAUCUCCUUAAUGACAAUAACUUUAACAAAAUCAAAUUUUCUCUCACCUCUCUCAUGCAUGCAAAAGGACUAAAUGCAGUUAAGUUACUCACAUCAGAGAGAGCUCAUGUACGUGUUUUAUUUGCAUAGUCCUCUGGAAGUAUAGUGGAGUUUCUUAGCUGAAAUUUGGCAUUUGGGUACCAGACAUAUAUCAUGUUCAAGAUAUCAGGCCUUCCUUUUCUAAAACUGCUAUCUAAGGAGCAUUGUUUAAGGUUCUGUAUUUCCACAUGUUUCACAUGCUGUCAGCAUAGCUGCAUAGUCCUUGUUCAUGCAAGUGAUCUUAACCUGACCAACAUUUUGAACUGCCUUACUGUUAAUUGGCCCAGGAGAUAAACAGCAUUACUUGAAAUAGUUUUCAAAGGGUAUCAGGAUAGCAAAGCAGUUUCCAUUAGAACUAUUCUCAGUCAGAAUUUGUGGGUUUUUUGCUGACAUACAUUUUGCUCUAAAACACUCCAUUGCCUUUAAUAGGAAAAGGGUGUAGUUCAUUCAAAUGGAUGGUCCUGAUCAUACCAUAAGGUUGUACUUGGCAUAAACAAAGGUAACCAAAUCUGUUCUCUAGAAGAAAAGACCUGCCUGAGAAAAGGCUUUAUUCAUGCAAAUAAGUAGCCAAGGAAGGAUGUUUGCAUUUGCAAAUUUUACUUUUAAUAAUGAGUAGAGGUGUCUUGAAAAAAUUAUUUUUUAAAUAUUUGGUAUUUCUGUAUGACUCAUUAAAUUACUGAUUCUUCACUGAGCAA